CAUACGGUCAGUCGGAAGCGUUAUUGUCUGUGAUAUACAGUUCAUGGUUGUUCUUCAGUUAAACAAUAUUUUAAGAUUUAGUAUGUUGACUCGUUACGAACCUGAACGUCAACUUGAGGAGACACAGCAGCUUCCGGGAGAGAUGGAGGAGCUCUACACCUUAGAGAGGGAGGUGGGACGAGGCAGUUACGGUGUGGUGUUUGAGGGCCGUAUGGCCAAAACUGGACAGAAGGUGGCUAUUAAGCGGCUGCCCUGCAGCAACCCAGAGUGUGUUGAACUCUACCUGCAAGAGCUGUGGGCCAUGAGAACCACAGCCAGGAACCAUGUCAAUGUCAUUGCACUGCACAGCUGCCUCCUGCAGACGGGGUCCAGGAGCCUGAAGACCUUAAAACCAGGGAAACUGCCCCUGCGUCUGGUUGAGAGCGUGCUGAAAGGAAGUGUGGUCGCAGCAAAGCAAAGUCAGGAAAGGACCAAUCCUCAGUCUAACACCAGGAGGAGGACAAACUCUGGCUCCAGACUACAGGACAGGACUAACACUGUGCAGGCCAGAGCUCAUCUCCAGAACAAGGAUGAAUCAAAUGCAUCUGAUUCCACAACCCCUCAAAGGCCUCAGAGCAGAGUCAGGAAGAGACCGGCCCCGAGGGAGGAAGAGCAGACUGCGCCGCUGCGCUGCUUGGCCCUGUGGCUCGUGAUGGAGUACUGUGACGGAGGAGACUUGAAUCAGUACCUGCUCUCCAGGCCCCCGGAUGCUCAGCGUAACCACAGCGUGGUGCAACAGCUGUGCAGCGCCGUGGCCUUUCUACAUAGCCUGGGAAUCACCCACCGGGACCUGAAACCUGACAAUGUGCUGGUGUGUGUGAUGCCAAAAGGCCCCGUCGUCAAGGUGGCAGAUUUUGGUCUGAGCAAAAUGAGUGAGGGCUCCGUGGAUGGCGGCCUGACAAGACAGCACUUCUCCUCCACCUGUGGUUCGGACUUCUACAUGGCUCCAGAGGUGUGGGGCGGGCUGACCUACACGGCCCAGGCAGACAUAUUCUCUCUGGGCGUGAUGUUUUGGGCGGUCCUGGAGAGAAUCACCUUUCUGGAAGAAGGGACGACUCAGGAACAACUGGGCGCCUACGUGUGCAAGGGACGCUCAGGCUGGCUGAUGCCGCUGGGAGAGGCUCUGUGGGAGAAUGCAGAGCUCCAGCUGUGCAUCCCGAUGAAGUUUAAGAGAGCGCCCCCGCCCCCCCCUCCUGGCCCUGCCACGUGCGCCCUGCUUUUAGAGAUGCUCGCCUCAAACCCGGACGCCCGGCCGACGGCUGACCAGCUGGGGGCCAGGGUGCGCUCCGCUCUGAGAGAGGACUCCCACUGACACGGAGUACACUUGAAAGACUGUAAUGGGCUGAACGACUGUAAGGAGCCCAGACUGCAGUUCGUCCUGCUUGUUCAAACAACGGGCACUUUGAUGCCUCAGGGAGAAAGGGAUGAUAAAUGUGUAUGAUUAUCUGGGAUUGCAGGUGCUAAUUUUCUCCCUGAACCACAAGCUCAGCUUCUAAAUUGUGUGGAAAGCCAUAUAAAGGGAAAACGGGAAAGAACUAGCAGAUCCUCCAGUGGGAAGCUGACACUGGACCCCUGUGAGUGGUGCAGAUAAACAUAGUAUCAGGUCCAUGUAGAGAUCAGGUGGUUCUAACUGCAUCUCCUGUUUGCACUUGACACAGAAAAUCAGUUGUAGUGUGUGUAAGUAUGACUGAAUUGGCAUGAACAGGUUUGCUGCUCAAUGAGUCUUAAAGGUUUUUUCUUUCCACAUUAUCAUUAUUAUUAUUAUUAUUAUUAAUUUAUCCCAGGUAUGACUCUAAUGAGCUAUAAGGACAUAAAACUAGUUGGCUUAAAUCUAUAGCACAUCAGUGUAGCGUGGAUCGGACUACAUAAUGCUGUGUGUGCUGAAAUAACUCUGUGAUACUAGUAUUGUGUCUAAGCUGUAAUUUUUCUGUGUGUGUGUGUGUGUGUGGGCAUGUUUCACUCAAACGUUCCCAGAAUCUUCAGAACAAAACGUCUAUUUAUUCUUCUGUUUCACUGAAAUAUAACCUCCUUUGUGUAAACAUCAGUUUACUUUCUCUCAGAGACACUUAGCGUCUUUUUUCCUGCCUAUGUGGGUUCAAAUAUUAAUAUUCGAGUUUGUCAUUUGUAAAUAUUUCUUCGUCAUUUCACCCGUUUGCUUUGAGUUAGUGACGCCGUCAGCCGUUUACAGGAUUUUCAAACUUGUGUCAUAUCUGCUGCACAGCACGAGGCUCGCUGUGACGGACGAUCACUAACGUCCUCUCCUGAACAGGAAAUUAAAGCCAGGCAUGUGGAUUGUUGCUGAUCAUAUCCACGCAGUGUUCACACUGUUUAUUAGUGAUCAUCAGUCUCAGUCACAUGCGUUGACGAAUGGAGAUCGAUUAUAACAUGAAGUGUGUCCCAAAUUUCUUGUUAAUCUCAUGUAAUUUAAAUAAAGAUGAAUUUAUAACCUCUUUAAUCAGUGGUAACGGGGAUUUUUAUUCAUGUAAAAUUCAUGCUUGCAGUCUAGUUAAAGUCAGACAUUGACUUGUGGAAUAAAUGAACUCUUUGCUCGAUAAGGCUGUUACACUGAGCGUACGGAGACUCGGACAUUAGAGGGAAGUAGAGAUUUAAGCUAGUGAGGUGACUGUCAGCGCCUGAGCUCAGUGAGGUUGUCUCUGACAGAGGCCAGUACAUCAGAAACACGACCUUUGAACCCUUGUCCACAGAGGUUGUAGAGGACGGAUCGCUCUGACUCAUCACCACAGAACCUGUGCGGGUGGAACAUUAAAUGUCUUCUGCACAAAUCCCCGAAAACAGAAUCAAAAACACCGGCUACGUUAUUAAGUAAACCCAGUCACUGAGUAAACCUGUGCAACUGCUUGCCAACGCAUAUCUAAUCAGCCAAUCACAUGGCAGCAACUCGAUAAAUUCCGGAAUGUAGACGUCAUCAAGCAAACCUGCAGAAGUUCAGUUUGAACCAUGGCGUGCAGAAGCGCAUCUCUAAAUGCAUUAAACUUUGAAUCCGCCUACAGAGCAUAUGUAGACGAUAAAACACUGAAAAUGUUGCUGAGAACACGUCUCAAAUUUCGCUAAUAUUCACAUGACGGGAUCAGAAUUUGGCAUAAACAAAAGUAUGGAUCCGUCCUCCUUUUAAGGGAUGCUGGCGGGUGUAUGAAGGUGCGGGCCCAUCUGAGUAUCGCUCCAUCCUUUUAUGACCAUGCUGUCUUCUGAUGGCUGCUUUCAGCGAGAUACCACACCUUGUCACAAAGCUCAAAUCAUCUCAAGCUGCUUCCUUGAACACGACUUCACAGCACUCAAAAGACCUCCACAGAGCACCUUUGGGAUGUGGGAGAUCAGGAAAGUCCCGUAAUGGAUGUGCAGCCAGUGCAAGAUGAUCUCAUGUCAACAACUCUGCAAGCAUCCACAGCAGAAGUUGUCUCCAGUCUUUCUAAAGGAUUCCUUUAGUUGUUCUUUUUGUAAAUGCACCAAAUCUGGUCCCUCCUAAAGUCUGCUUUGGACCACACAGUGAGAGUCCUGUGAGCAGCUACCAGAUCCUUUGUUUCAAAUCCAGUCGAGUGUUGCACAAAAGCAAAAUUACUAACAUUGUGUCACUUUUCACAUACACACGAGCCAGAGUGUACAUAGAAACAAUUAGAACUUCAAUAUUACAGAUAGGAACCAUAAUCUCCAGCUCAUAUUUAUAGCCCACUGCGUCUUAAUGUUAACCGAUGAGGUUUCAGCAGAUGAGGGUUUUUUUUUCCUAGAUGUUAUCUUUUAUUCCCUCAUAUGUCUUUACUGAAUGACAGUAACAUUAGGAGGGAAUUUAGUGCUAAACAGACUAUCUUUAGACAACGCCAACUUGAUUUGGCUAACUUGUACUUGCCAAAGGCUCUUAUCCCCCAUUACUCAAAAUUGGAAUUGCAUUAGGAAGGGAUCAAUUUACAGCAAGUGUGGGCUGGAAGAAACAUUAGAGGCGCACUAACUCUUUCAUUGUACUGUGAGUGUUAAGGUUAAAAGCAUAAAUCUGGUAAAACUUGUUUGAUUAAAAAAUCUUUUUUAGUUACAGUUUUUCCCACAAAUUAAGGUUUAAAUAAAACCGUGGGCAACACGGGGCUUUGAGCUAAAUGCUAAAAGCAGAACGUGAACAUUUGGUUGAGUUAAGCUUUUGUUGAGACACUCAAGUCUGAGCUCUAAAUAUCAGGGUCAUAAAAAUGUGGUUAUCAGCGUCAUUUUGAUUCACUGCUGAGGAUGAAUUACUUCAGUGCAUUCAGCUGCAUUAUUCUGAUCUCUCAGCAAAGAAUUUCGCAUAGUUUCUGUUCAUUAAUAUUUGCAUAUUUUUUCAUUUUUUAAACUCAGAAUUAACUUUUGGUCGAAUAUUUGAGUCAUUCUGACUGGAAACACUUAAGAGUUUUGAAUGAAUUUUGAUGAGACUUUGUGGUGGGGGGGCAGAGUGAGCUCAAGCUGGUUUCCAGUUCUCUGCUGAGACUUCGCUUUCUUCUCUACUACAAUGUGAACUCGUGAACAGGAUGUAAAUAGAUUACCACAUUGUGAUUCAACUUAAAUUUAUUCACCAGUUCACGAUCAUAUUCACCUUGGGGUAAUGCAUAAUGCAAAGACCCUGCAGAAUGUGAGAGAAAACCUCAACAAUUAUACAAUUCACUGUGAGCAACUGUGGGGAGAAAGAACUCCCUUUUGAUAGGAAGCAACCUCUGAUAAAGCUCAGGGAGCAGCAGUUGGAGGGCGGAGGUAUAUCAAAAGGGAGGUCCCGAUCCAGCCAAUCAGAUAUCCCCAUGUUCGUUUUGUCUCUGUAACCAUAAUGUUGUUGUUGUUUUCUUUCUUCAUUCUUAUUGAUAAAUAUAUGAUGAACUUGUUUCUUGUUAGCCAAAUUUACGAUGCUCGUGUCGGUUUGCUUGUGAUAAUAUUUAACUAGCAUUAGCUAAAGUCUUGGCUAAUGCUAACUGAUGGCUCAGACAACAGGAUGUUGAUCCAGGACCAACAUGAAGACACGAUCCUUUUUAUAAAUACCAGCGUUUGGUAAUUAAACUAUUUUGAUGAGCUUCUUUUUUUCUUUUUCUUUUUUUUACAUAACUCAGAUUCAGAAAUGUGAAGAAAAAAAGUUUUGUAUUAAAGUUAAAUUUAUGCGUCAGUUUCUCAGAGGAUGUGAUAACAUCUGAGUUUGGAUGAUACAGAUCUGGACUCUUCAUCGUUUAAAUAUAGCACCUGAUUCUUCUGGGUCGGGAGCUCAGCUGAGACAAAAGGUUUCAAUAUUUUCUCACUUCAAACCAGAUUUUAAUUAUCAGCUUGAAAACAGGAUUACCGGCCUGCUUCUGUCGUUAUUUUUCCACUGUGAGAGUUUAAACAGCUUCACAUCUGUUUACUUAAA
Messenger RNA from Oreochromis niloticus (Nile tilapia), 5401 nucleotides. Its product is annotated as Serine/threonine-protein kinase pdik1l-B-like. Gene Ontology annotation, biological process: negative regulation of G2/MI transition of meiotic cell cycle; protein phosphorylation. Lineage: Eukaryota; Metazoa; Chordata; Actinopteri; Cichliformes; Cichlidae. Gene Ontology annotation, cellular component: cytoplasm; nucleus. Gene Ontology annotation, molecular function: ATP binding; protein kinase activity. The record is from RefSeq and is a predicted model, not a curated record.